UUUUCUUCUUCUUUUUUCUAAUCCAGGUUGAGACGUGGAUGCGGGGGUACGAGCCCCGCUCCCCUCUCGCGCCGGAUGCAGCCUCCAGCUCCUCCUCUGAUGCAUCGUUUGCAUCAGUAGUACUUUGGAACACUUGUCCGCGCGCUGCUGCGCCUCUCUCCACAGUGCACUCCGCGGACUCCACGUCGCCAGGUGAUGCCGGACGGACGCCCGAGAGUGAACAUGGUACGUUUCUAACACGCCCGGAGUCAGGAUUUAACGUAGAAUGGAGACGCGCCUCGGUCGAUGUCUUUUUAUCAUUUUCUACGAGUGGAUCUGGCUCUUCAGCCUAACUUCCAUCCUGGGCGGAACAAAGGCGGAGGUGAGGUGCAUUCCCUCGUGCCAGCCGCCUCUCGUCACGGCAUUUCCCCGGGAACUCUCGGCGUUGGAUCCGGCCAAUUUUGGCGAGGCACCUGCCAACGAGGAGGUCGUUGGAUUUAACGAAGAGUCCCCGGGCGCCACAGGCACCGCCGGUGGGGAUGGAAAGCACAACGUUGCGGAACUGACCCCGGGCGAAGAAAGUUCCAAAGUACCGCCACGGUCAUGGGGAAAUAAAACAAGUUGCCCCCAGAAGGACGCGUCAUGCGAGCAACACAAACUUUCCCACUCGGAAGGGUUUUCUCGCGCGUCGGUGCCUGUUCCUCAGGACGCAACCGAAAAUAGCACCGGCCGUGCAGGGCGCUUUUAUGCAGCGCGCGGGGAGCAGGUCGACGUGGCCGCAGAAGAGGACAAGGAUGUGGUCAGUCGGAGACGGACGCGUAGGAGCGCAGAGACCUGGUCCGGUUUCAGACCCGAGGGCGAGGACGAGGCUUCGUUUUCGGACCAGGAGGAGUUCCGGCUCAUAAGUUCGACGUUUGCCCUCAGCGGGGACACGGCGCAUAACCAGGCGAUGGUGCACUGGUCCGGGCAGAACAGCAGCGUGAUCCUCAUGUUGACGAAAUUCUAUGACUUCAACUCCGGCAGAGUAACAGAGAGUUCUUUGUGGAGGUCAACUGAUUACGGGACCACGUAUGAGAAACUUAAUGAGAAAGUCGGGCCAAAAACCAUACUGAGCUACUUGUACGUGAGUCCCAACAACAAGAGGAAGAUCAUGUUGCUGACUGACCCGGAGGUGGAGAGCAGCCUGCUCAUUAGCCUUGACGAGGGGGCGUCCUAUCAGAAACACAGCUUGGCCUUUGAUAUCCUCAGCCUGCUCUUUCACCCCGAGCAGGAGGACUGGAUCCUGGCUUACAGCCACGACCAAAAGCUCUAUGUCUCUGUUGAGUUCGGGAGGAAAUGGCAGCUUGUGCAAGACGGCAUCGUCCCCAACAGAUUCUACUGGUCCAGACUGGGUUUAGAUAAAGAGCAAGGAAUGAUUCACCUGGAGAUCAGCGUCUCUGAAGGACGGUCACAGUACAUAACUUGCAAACUUCAGAAUUGCUCUGAUGGAAACAAGGGCAAGCCUUUCCCUGGAUUUAUCAUCCCCGAUUCCCUGGUGGUUCAGGAUGAGUACGUUUUCAUCCAGGUGCCAAUAGGUGGCCAGUCUGUCCAUUACGUGUCCUAUAAAAGAAAUACCUUCUACCCAAUGAAGCUUCCUAAGUACACGCUGCCAAAGGACUUGCAGAUUAUCAGCACAGACGAUAGCCAGGUGGUGGCAGCGAUUCAGGACUGGCACCAGAAUGACUCGUACAACCUGUACAUGUCUGAAUCCAGAGGGCUGCUCUUCACCCUGAUGCUGGAGAACGUCGUGAGCAGCGGAGGGCCCGAGGGCAACAUCAUGAUAGACCUGUACGAGGUUGCUGGGAUUAAGGGGGUGUUCCUGUCAAAUAAAGUUGUUGAGAACCAAGUGAAAACUUAUAUCACAUACAACAAGGGGAGAGACUGGCAUCUUCUUCGGGCUCCAACAAGCGAUCUCCAGGGAAACAAGGUCUAUUGUGAGCAACCGUUCUGUUCGUUACAUCUGCACCUUCAUGUGUCGGAGAAUCCUUACACCUCAGGAAACAUCGUCAGCAAAGACUCGGCUCCGGGAAUUAUAAUAGCAUCAGGUGUGGUUGGACCUGAGCUGACCAGUACUAAUGUCAGUAUCUUCAUCACAUCUGAUGCUGGAAACACCUGGAUAGAGGUUUUUCAGGAGGAGUACAGUGUGUUUUUCCUGAACCAAGGAGGAUCUCUGGUGGCCAUCCGACACACACCUCUGCCAAUUAGACACAUUUGGCUGAGUUUUGAUGAGGGCAGAAACUGGGACAAAUAUAGCUUCACCACCUCGCCGCUCUAUGUCGACGGGGUGCUGGGGGAGCCUGGAGAGGACACCCUCAUAAUGACAAUAUUUGGUCAUUUCAGUCAUCGGUCCGAGUGGCAACUCCUCAAAAUUGACUUCAGGUCCAUUUUUCAACAACGAUGCACAUCUGAAGAUUAUCUGACAUGGCAGUUGCACAGCGAGGGGGAAGUGUGCAUCAUGGGAAUGAAGAGAAUCUUCCAAAAACUGAAAGCAAAUGCUCGAUGUGUCAAGGCCAGAGAUCAGUAUAUCCCCCAGAUGUCAGACUCUUGCGCGUGCACGGAGGCAGAUUUUGAGUGCGACUAUGGAUUUGAGAGGCAGAUUGAUGGGAGCUGCACUUCGGCUUUCUGGUUCGUUCCUUCAGCAACAUCUCGGGACUGCGCCGCGGGGGACAGCUUCCUCAACACCACCGGAUAUCGCAGGGCCUUGUCUAACAACUGCACAGAAGGAACUCUUCUGAAGUUCAGCCCCAGGCGACAGAAGUGUCCCGGUCAGGCCCCCAGGGGCCUCCAGCUCUUCACCGCGGAGGGAACACUGGUGGCAACGCUGGGGAAGAAUGUCACCUUCUUGGUCUUUCUCGAAGAGGGUCUUGGCUCCACAACGAGUAUAACGGUGGACUUUGGCGACGGGACCACCAUGUCGUACGUGAACAUAAGCUCCAUCGGCGACGGGGUCAAGCACGUCUACAGCAAAGUUGGCAUCUACCAGGUUUCUGCUACAGCGAGAAACACGCUGGGCCGUGACAGGGUGAUACUCUACCUCCACAUCUCCUGUCAACUUGAACAGGUCCAGCUCUCGGCUCCUUCAGUGGUCGUCAGGAACAAAGAGGUUAAUCUCACCACUGUGUUGCGCCCCAGCAGCGUGGGAACAGUUAUCUAUUACUGGUGGUUUGAUAACAAAACAGAGCCUGUUGUAACCCUGGAUGGAGCGAUUUCCUUAACUUUCCCAAAGGAGGGAAGUUACACUGUCAUUGUUCAGGCUUCAGUUGGCAAUACUGUCCACCAGGACCGGAUGACUGUGGCAGUUUACGAUUAUUUCCGGUCACAUGUUUUGGCCUUUUCGUCUAAUUUGGACGAGCUGAACCCGGGGGUGUCUGAGUGGAGGGAGGACAUCUGCAGAGUGGUGAAGAGCUCCACGGUUCAGGUCACAGGAAUCAGUGCAGAUCAGCUCCUGGUCACGGUGCUUCCAGGUUUACCAACCACGGCGGAGAUUUUCAUCCUGCCGGAGAAGAGGUCAAGAGACGGAGCCACGGAUGAGAAGUGGGCGCACCUGGAUCAGCUUUCUCAGGUUCUGCUAAGUGCUCUGAACCAGGACCUCAUCCAGUUCACGCUCAGACCCGGGGUGCAGGUGAAUGUGUACGCCACGCGGCUGUCUCCGGCACCUCUCGUGGACAGCAGUGACAGCGGCCACAGCAGCACUGCAGUCAUCUUGCUCGUUUCAGUCGUGCUGAUGGGAUUGGCCGUCUUUUUGAUAUAUACUUUUAAAAGGAAGUUUCCAGGCAUCAACACUUACACAGCGGAGCAGCCUGACAAAGAACAAGAGGUCAUCCCCACAGUGACCUCCAUAGCCGUCCCAGAGCCUGAGGGGGACACGCUGACUUCACUGGAUCACGUGGAUGUUCAGCUGGACACAAAAAGUAGAGGCUACCUGCCAUCUCACGCAGACAUCAAGCUCGCUGAUGAAGCGCCCCAUGUGUUUUAAUGUUGAGAGUCUAUGACCGACUCAAAAGCAAUACAUCUUCUUUGGCAGUUACUUCCAGCAAGCUAUGAAACCACGGUCACAAUGAAUGGUCUCGAGUGUUUUGCUACCCAUGCAUGGAUGGACCAGUUCACACUGUGCUGCCUAAUCCCUCCGAGGAGACUGUACAGAUUUAUACUCGCUUCUCGGAGAAAUGGGACCCUUUUUGACUGAAAAUACUUGUAUUUUUGCAAGGACAUUGAUCUUUUUAUGUAAAUAACAACAUCCACAAUGGAAGAGGUAAAUGUUAUUUGUCCCAGCUGCGUUACAGCUGCGUCUGCUGCAAAUAUGGAAAUAUCAAACGGCGGAACAGAACUGAUGUGUAAUAACAUUUCAAAACAAAAAAAAAAAAUGCUUUCAUUCCUGCUCUGUGGGCUUGUGGGUGUUUGUGAAGUUUACUUUGUUUAACUGUGUGGAAGUAUCUUUUCGGGGUUAAGACAGUGAGGGAAGCAGAUUCAUUAAGCUCUGCACUAUCAGUUAAUCUUAUCACCAGAUUCUCAUCAAAUGAAAGCUUGCAAUAUCCAGGAGAUGAAGAGGAGGCCUCUAGUCCCAGAUCUGUGUUUUCUGUCUCUUUGCUUUGCCAAAUGUUAUAUGUCAUAACAAAAAUAAGAAGAGAAGGUGAAAGUGGAUAUACCAGGUAGGUGCAUACAGUAGAUGAGGAACUGAGCAAUCCCUCUUGUUUAGGAGACUAAAGUCAUUUAAGUGACACCGGAGCAAAUGCUGGAAUCAUACAUAUUAAACCUACUUUUUUAAAACAGAUUAUACACAAAUCUUCUAAUCUAGAUCAUGCACACGGAUUAUUUUCGCAGCAGCAAUCUCGUAUUUGAUUUGAUUAACAGACAAACAAAGCCGCGACUUUCAAACUUGCGCUUCGCAUUAAUUUGUUGCCGCGAGCGUUUCUUGUACAUUCUAGUUUCUAGAAGGAGAACAGUGUUUAUUAUUCGGAAUAAUUCCUGUGUUGAAGGAGACGCCGCAAACACUUACUGUACUGCAGCAACAAAGUGGCACAGUUGUGUUUUAAUUAGUCAUUAGUUUAGUUUCAUCCGCUGCUAGAUUUAGCGACUGCUGAAUGGGCACAGUUCCAAACGCUCGGAUGUUUCUGUUGCGUUUCUGUGAACUGAUUUCAUUGUCAAGGUCGUGGUGCCUUCUCAAAGGUAAAGUGCAACGCAGGCAACUACACCAGGUUUGAAUGGAAACGUCUGUCUUUUUCCUUGAUGAAAUGUACAGUUAAAAUGGCUUUUCUUUUUUUCCCCUCACCGUUCAUAUUAACCAUGAUGAUACCGACAUCUGAACAUGGCAUAUCCUCCGUUUACAGUCAAUCAGAGGAGCCUGCAGUCGGUUCUGGCUUUGCCCCCCCCCCCCCCGAGGACUCGGCAGACAAAAGGCUGCAGAUUUGUUCAUCUCCUUCGCUGUGAGCGACACAGAUACAGAAAGACGUAUCUCCUGUCAAUAAGGCUCAGCCUACACACAGAGCUUUGGUCAGCCUCUGUCUCUUCGGGAUAAGUACUGAAGUUUUUUCUUCGUCAAACUUUUCUUUUUAAGUGUUCUCAGCAUCAUAUGUCAGGAAGACGUAUUGACUAGAGGUUCCUCCAUACUUCCUUCCAUUCCGCCAUUUGAGCCCGAAGCAUAAAUAAACUUGUGCUCACGAUCAGAUGAACUCUCGUCUCCCCCGCACCGCUCAUCGGAAGAGUUUUAUUUUGUGCUUGAUAUUUAUUCAACUGAACUCUUUCUGUUGUCCCACUAAUCAACCUGUGAAUAUGAUUGUGAGCAUAUUUGCAUGAUGUUUUUUUUUCCUAUUUCAAGGGACUAUUUAAAUAUGUCUUGACUAGGAGAAAAUGAAAUGUUAGAAAUGUGAUCUGCAGUACUUUCCACUUCUCAAGAGGCGAGACAACUCAUUCAUUACAAGUAACGUGAUUAAUCAGUGGGGAUGUUUCUGUGUUCUUCAUCUGAACUUACAAAAGUAACCAUGGUUGCGGAAUAAAGCAGAAACACAGAAUUGAUGCAGCAUGGCUGGUUGGUACAUUUCUAAAAGCAUGAACAGCUUAUUUUUGCCGUCUUCGAUCAGUUAAUAUCCAUGUUGUUGACUGCAGCUUUUAGUGGAUCAAUAGACUUUG
Molecule: messenger RNA, 6144 nt
Organism: Scophthalmus maximus (turbot)
Lineage: Eukaryota; Metazoa; Chordata; Actinopteri; Pleuronectiformes; Scophthalmidae
Product: VPS10 domain-containing receptor SorCS1-like
Exons: 27
Coding region: 266-3994 (1242 amino acids)
Biological process (GO): post-Golgi vesicle-mediated transport
Cellular component (GO): Golgi apparatus; membrane
Molecular function (GO): protein binding
Source: RefSeq, a predicted model, not a curated record